AUGGGGGUGGUAGUCACCGUCUGGGGUGUCGUCGUGGACGUGGCCGGCUUCUGGCAAAGGAAGCUUCGAACCUGGUACACGCGCAAAAGCCCCGUUGAGUUGUGGCUGGAAUUAUUGAGAACAGCUGAGGCCUUUGAGGAUUGGGAAGAAGCUGCAUUACAUCUCGAUAACCUCCUCGGCCUCGAUUUAUGGAGAAACAACCCAGCGUCCAAAUACUACGACUGGAGGCUUAUUGCAGAACGUCUAGACUCUCUUGCGACUGCACGAGAAGAUGGCAACUUUCAGCAGCUUGUUAACCUAUUGAGAUCCGGCCUCGUUCGAAACCUAGGAAACAUCACCUCACCGAAGCUCUACAACAGAUCAUUUGCCGGGACCAAGUAUCUUAUAGAGGAAUACAUAACACAGAUUGCUGAAGCAGUAGAGGAUAUCCGCACCCUUCCUACAACUCCCUCGGCUGUACAUGGUGCUGGACCAUCGUUGACGACGCAGAUGAAGUUGGACUGUAUUCAUGAUACAAGGCAAGCUUUCGGAAGAAGCACCCUCGUCCUCCAAGGCGGUGCCAUAUUUGGCAUGUGUCAUCUAGGCGUUGUAAAGGCUCUCUUCUUGCGCGGGCUACUUCCACGUAUAAUCACCGGUACGGCCACAGGCGCCUUGAUUGCUGCUCUUGUCGCAAUUCACACCGAAGAUGAGCUGCCAGCAGUUUUGAGUGGCGAUGGUAUCGAUCUUUCAGCCUUUUCACCAAAGAAUGGACAUGAAAAUGGUGAACUUUCGACUAUUGGAGCUUUCCGGUCAAGGUGGGCGACUUUGCUACGGAGAAUUAGACGCUUUUCUAAAGAAGGUUACUUCCUUGAUGUAACUGUCCUGGAAGAGUGCGUGAGGGCCAAUGUGGGAGAUCUCACGUUUGAGGAGGCGUAUAAUCGAAGCAAACGGGUGUUAAACAUCACAGUUGCGACAGAAGGCCAGGGAGGAGUACCGACGCUGCUCAACUAUCUCACUGCACCUAAUGUGUUAAUUUGGACAGCUGCUGUGGCGUCAAAUGCUUCAUCACCCUCUCUCUAUGGCCAUCGUAAGACGACCAUGCUCUGCAAAGAUGCCCACGGUAACAUUGUGCCAUGGGCACCGGCCAACACAAUCGAUUUUCGACACUGGACUCACACAUCAUACUCGGACCGGGACUCACCUUUACGGCGCAUUGCUGAGCUAUUCAACGUCAACCACUUCAUCGUCAGUCAAGCUCGACCGUACCUCAUCCCCUUUAUUCAGUCCGACAUGCAUGGUCCAUCUCUGGUUGAGUCGCGAAGCAAGACAACGCAAGUAUCCGCAUUUCUAGUACGCAUGGUUGGGUUGGAAAUAAGACACCGCCUCAGCCAACUGGAUACUCUGAAUCUGCUACCAACCGGUAUCCGUCGCUUCCUCGUCGACGAGCAAGUCCCUGCCGCUUCCAUGGUCCUCGUCCCGGAAGUGACAGCUGGAGAUUUUGUGCGAUUGCUGGAGACACCUACCAGAGAAACCCUCAACUAUUGGGUUCUUCGAGGCGAAAGGAGCGUCUGGCCUGCUGUGGCCGCCCUGCGAAUUAGAUGUGCCGUCGAGAAUGAGCUCGACAGGUCAUAUCAGGUUGUAAGAAAGCUAAAGGCCCCUGGUCUCCGGCGCAAGGGCAGCAUGACAGCCAAUAUGGAAGCUGAAAGAAGAGAGCGUAACAGUCAGUCUGUUUCGACUAGUACGGAUUUUGGUCAAAGUUGA
Fusarium sp. VM40 is the source of this 1740-nucleotide messenger RNA. The record is from the annotation of a GenBank genome assembly. Lineage: Eukaryota; Fungi; Ascomycota; Sordariomycetes; Hypocreales; Nectriaceae.